UUAUAAAGCUGGCCCACGCCCUCCAGAGCAAGAUGAGGCUGCCCAGUCCACUCGCCUCUUAGCUACUCCAGAGGAACUGGCAGAGUGGUCAUCAGACUUACCCAAGAGCCAUGGCAAAGAACGGGCUUGUAAUUUACAUCCUGGUUAUCACCUUACUCCUGGACCAGACCACCAGCCACACAUCCAAAUUCAAAGCCAGGAAGCACAGCAAACGCCGAGUGAAAGAAAAGGAUGGAGACCUGAAGACUCAAGUUGAAAAGCUCUGGAGAGAAGUCAAUGCCCUGAAGGAAAUGCAAGCCUUACAGACAGUCUGUCUCCGAGGCACAAAGUUUCACAAGAAAUGCUACCUUGCUUCGGAAGGCCUGAAGCACUUCCAUGAAGCUAACGAAGACUGUAUCUCCAAGGGAGGAACCCUGGUGGUCCCCAGAAACUCUGACGAGAUCAACGCCCUCCGAGACUAUGGUAAAAGAAGCCUGCCAGGUGUCAAUGACUUUUGGCUGGGCAUCAAUGACAUGGUCACCGAGGGCAAGUUUGUUGAUGUCAACGGAGUCACCAUCUCCUUCCUCAACUGGGACCGUGCACAGCCUAAUGGCGGUAAGCGCGAAAACUGUGCUCUGUUCUCCCAGUCAGCUGAGGGCAAAUGGAGUGAUGAGGUCUGUCGUAGCACCAAGAGGUACAUAUGCGAGUUUAUCAUCCCUUGAUACACCCUUUGCAAGCUCGGUCACGAUUUAUAGGCUGAUGGUUCACAAGAGGAAGUCAGAAUUGUCACAUGGGCAUCUGUGCCCGUAGGAAUACAAGAGAUAUCCAAUUUCGCUAUCACGUUUCAUUGUGAUGUUGCCCUCUGUGGGCUACAGAUCAGAAAAUAAUGAUCCACCUACGUGCACACUGUUAAUGUGGCUUCUGCAAAAUGGGCUCUCAAAUCCUCCCCAAUUUCCUAGGCCCUCUCCCUUAUCCAGAAACCAGGUCUGUGUUAAAAAUACAAAAUCCAGAAAAAACAAGCUUAGGCUAGAAGAUUUUCUCUUGGAAGUUUAGCAGACAUUUUAUUGAUGAGACUUCUCUAAAUCAGAGAUUCAGGGUGCGGUAUAAUCUAGAAACCUCUCCGCCUGGUGCCCCAUCUGUUCCAUCCCAGUCACAGCCCCUUGCUGGCCCGUUAACCUUUCUGAGUGGCUGCAUCCCCUGGUGGGACUUGUACUGUGUCUGCCGCUUCAGAAUACAGAUUUCUCAGAAGUGUUCUGAUUUAACUUUCUUUUCUUCAAGACCCUCUUCCUCCACCAUAUAUACAUGCUGAAUCUGAAAAUGCUCAGUCAUGAUCUGAAAAGGAGCAUAUUUGGUCAACUUCUAGCCCCAGCAUUACGUUACGAUUUCUGACUUGAAUGAGUAACCCAAAGGCAGACUGAAUGGGGAAGUACAAUAGGAAAAAGAAAAUAUGUCUACUUUUCCCUUGCUUUCGUAUCGUUAUCCUCCUGGAUGAAAUGGAGAGCUGAUAUUAAAUAUGUCAGCUUCCUUUUUUUAUAUACUUUAUAUACUUACAUAUAUUUCAACAAGCAUAUAUUUAAGUUUAUUAGGGGCAAUCUAUCUUUGGAGGUUGAACAUUGGAUUUCAAUAGUACUAUUUUGGAGUGAUACAUCUAUGCAAUAUUUUAUUCUGUCAAAUGCUAUUUCCAUUAACUAGUUUAACCAGAUUGUGUAAAAUAACCUCAUUGCCUAAUAAGAAAUUACAAAGCUUAGGCUUCUGGGAAAUGGGCUUCUUAGAAUCCAACAAUUCUAAGUAUAUUAUGUUCUUCAAGUAAGUGUCAUUUUUUCCCUUAAAUAUUGGGUAUGUCUUAUGAGCAAUAUCCUUCUCUGCAAACAUCAAUUACAUGUGCUUGGAAUUAAGUUUUAGUUUCUUUUACUGCAUAAUAAUAAAGCCUGAGUUCUGAUGGA
Messenger RNA from Acinonyx jubatus (cheetah), 1922 nucleotides. It is a transcript of the gene CLEC3A, whose product is annotated as C-type lectin domain family 3 member A. The transcript is spliced from 3 exons. The record is from RefSeq and is a predicted model, not a curated record. NCBI's taxonomy places the organism in Eukaryota, Metazoa, Chordata, Mammalia, Carnivora, Felidae. The coding region runs from base 111 to 701 and encodes 196 amino acids.